Messenger RNA from Silurus meridionalis, 655 nucleotides. It is a transcript of the gene tmem141, whose product is annotated as transmembrane protein 141. The record is from RefSeq and is a predicted model, not a curated record. Lineage: Eukaryota; Metazoa; Chordata; Actinopteri; Siluriformes; Siluridae.
UCAAGCCGUUUCUUCAGUUUUCUUCGCUGUUUACACGGAAGUUACAGUUUAUUCCCAGACGGUAUAAAGUGAAAGUGAUUUAUUACAGGAUUAAAUAUAAACGCGAUGGUUAAUAUCGGUAUCCGGAAAGUCGAUGAAGCGCUCGUGGAGAAACAUCCGGGUUUGCAGCAGUACGCUGCCUGCCAGUCCCGUGCAUUUAUGAAAGGAACAGGAAGCUUCAUAAUUGGUACAAUAAGCAUGUUCUUAAUUCAGAAAGCACUACAGAAAAGGAUAAAGUAUCCGCUCCAGUGGAACCUUCUAAUAUCUAUUGUUGCUUCCUCAGUGUUCAGCUACACAGUAACACGUCGGGAGACUAUGAAAUGUACAGAGCUGUGGUUUUUAGAAAAAGGAGAAAUACCUGAUUCCAAUCCUCCUAAGGAUGAACUUCAAACCCCUGCAAUUCCCAAAGUCACUAAAUACGGAGAUGCGAUGGAAUAACUAAAAGCUUCCUGCAAUAUCAGUGAACAGUGUGUGUGUGUGUGUGUGUGUGUGUGUGUGUGUGUGUGUGUGUGUGUGUGUUUUAGGUAUUUUUAAUUCCUAAAACUAAGUGUGUAUGGUCUGUAUAUUUAAAAAAAUUAUUAAUGUGAGUGUAUGAUAAUAAAUGUAUAAACCUGGA